AUUCCAUUUAGAGAUUCCGUUUGAGCCACCUGGCCACUCUGACACCUCCUGAUAACGCAAUUGUAUUGUUUAUAUAGUUUCCAAAGCCGAACGAGAAUGCAAUGUGGCGAUAUCAGUUGCUGAUAAGCACUGGAACCCCGCAGCACACAACCCACAAACGACGAUGACUGCCACCAAGAAGCGCCUGAAGAUCGUAGCAGCCAUCUCGCUGCUCCUCCUGCUCCUGGUCUACCUUUACCGAAUGGCCAGCUUCUGCCCAAGCGGAAAGGCCGUCCUUUCCGUUCCCGGCGGCGAGGAGGUUCAGGCCAAAUGGCCGCCCACGGAGAGUCCGCUACAAAGGAGCCUUCAGAUGGCGUACGAGGAGCAGAGCUCUCUUAUUCGAGAACAAAAGGCCGAACUCCAGCGCACAAGGGAGCAUUUGGCCAGAUUGGAGGAACAAGUUCGUAGCCUCCAGACCAGCACACCGCGCAAGUAUCCGAAGGUUAAAUACCUGAACUAUAAGAAUCGCAAACGCAUACUAAUUACCGGAGGAGCUGGCUUCGUGGGCUCCCACUUGGUCGACGAUCUGAUGGUCCAGGGGCACGAGGUCAUCGUGGUGGACAAUUUCUUUACGGGACGCAAGCGAAAUGUCGAGCACUGGCUGGGGCACGAGAACUUCGAGCUCAUCCACCACGACAUAGUGAAUCCGCUUUUCAUCGAGAUCGAUGAGAUCUACCACUUGGCAUCGCCAGCCUCGCCACCGCACUACAUGUACAAUCCGGUGAAGACCAUCAAGACCAACACCAUGGGCACCAUUAAUGUACUGGGUCUGGCCAAGCGCGUUAUGGCCAAGGUUUUGAUAGCCAGCACUUCCGAAGUGUACGGCGAUCCCACGGUGCAUCCUCAGCCGGAAACUUACUGGGGCCAUGUAAACCCUAUUGGACCGAGGGCCUGUUAUGACGAGGGAAAGCGUGUCUCCGAGACGCUGAGCUAUGCGUAUGCCAAGCAGGAGAAGGUGCAAGUGCGAGUGGCGCGCAUCUUUAACACUUAUGGACCCAGGAUGCAUAUGAACGAUGGACGAGUAGUGUCGAACUUUAUACUUCAGGCGCUGAGGAAUGAAACCAUUACGGUGUAUGGAAAUGGUAAACAAACUCGCUCCUUUCAGUAUGUUUCGGAUCUGGUGGACGGAAUGAUAGCCCUAAUGGCAUCAAACUACACACAACCGGUGAAUUUAGGCAAUCCCGUGGAGCAGACAAUCGGCGAAUUUGCGGAGAUCAUCAAGCAACUGGUCGGCGGGCCCAGUGUGAUAAAGCAAUCGAAGGCGAUGGAAGAUGAUCCGCAGCGCAGAAAACCGGACAUAACUCGAGCCCGCCAGUUGCUCCACUGGGAGCCAAAGGUUCCCCUAGAGACUGGACUCCAGCGAACAAUCUCCUACUUCCGCAACGAAUUGGCGCGUAGCGAUCGCUUUCAGGAAAGCUCCAACAAGUACUUUGAUACACAUACACCGUAACAUUAAUUGGGUCUAGCUCUAAUUGGUGAUGAUGGAACGUCUCUAGUCUGCAAAUGUAAAUAUGACCAUCGUUAGCACUAAUUGUAAGCCCUUAGGACCGCAGAAUACCUUUGUCAUGGUUCAUUUUUUGCGAUAUAUCAGCCUAUGCACGGAUUAGGGAAUAGUGAUGUAUAAAUGCGAUCAAAUGCAGUGAAACCUAGAAAACUAAUUUGAAUUUGAAAGAAUACAGAAGUUAGGGAGUAUGGAAACAUCAGAUACAAAAUGUUUAUUUGAUGUUUCUCAUUUUUGACCGCAUGUGUACCACAUAGACACAGAAUCAUUGGGUUACAUGCCAUUUAGAAACAGUAUAAUCCAUUGUAUUAUAACUUCAAUCGUAUUUCAAAAGAACCCACAAAUUCCCAUUAGAAUCAUUAGAAGUUUGGGGCAUAUACAUAUAUCACAACCAGUGAGAAUUGAACAAAUUAAUGAAGAUCUGUGACUCACAAAUUUAGACACAUAACACCUAUCUGCGCCUUUAACCAGUGUAAGCACACCCCGAUUCUAGAAGAUAAGUAGGAUUUUCCAGUUGCUGUAGUUGGUAGACCAUUAAAAAAGAGAUUUUUUUCUGCGAACUAAUCUUA
This is a messenger RNA of Drosophila simulans, 2109 nucleotides long. RefSeq names its product UDP-glucuronic acid decarboxylase 1 (gene Uxs). Bases 164 to 1489 code for a protein of 441 amino acids. Gene Ontology annotation, biological process: D-xylose metabolic process. The record is from RefSeq and is a predicted model, not a curated record. Gene Ontology annotation, molecular function: NAD+ binding; UDP-glucuronate decarboxylase activity. The transcript has 3 exons. NCBI's taxonomy places the organism in Eukaryota, Metazoa, Arthropoda, Insecta, Diptera, Drosophilidae. Gene Ontology annotation, cellular component: cytoplasm.